Molecule: messenger RNA, 26258 nt
Organism: Coregonus sp. 'balchen'
Lineage: Eukaryota; Metazoa; Chordata; Actinopteri; Salmoniformes; Salmonidae
Source: the annotation of a GenBank genome assembly
AUGCAAGACACUCGUCGCUUCGUAUCUCAAAAGACGGGUAACCUGUACAUUGCCAUGGUGGAGCCAUCAGACGUGGGCAACUACACCUGUGUGGUGACCAACACAGUCACCAAAAGUAGCAUUCAAGGCCCCCCCACCCCUUUAGUGCUACGUAUCGAUGGUAGGGCUCUCAACCUGUACCACUGGUGUACAUUACACAUUCUGUAUCAUUACACGAUUUCCAAACAGUAACAUCAUCAUUUUUUACAUUAUUGUGUUCUUCAGUGAAGAGGUUUGUAAAUAAAUAACAUAAGCGAACAAACCACAAAUACACUUUCCAAUAUUACAGCUCACCCACCUGAACUGGAAUGCCUCAUUUUGAAUGAUUUGUUAAUUAUAUGUGUAUUAUGUGUAUUACCUGUUUGUUGAUACUCCUUUAGGUGUAAUGGGUGAAUAUGAGCCAAAGAUUGAAAUCCAGCUUCCCGACAUCAUACCUGUGGCCAAGAGUUCCACUGUCAAACUGGAGUGUUUUGCACUGGGAAAGUAAGUCCUAAUCUGUAUCACUCUAGAAUAACAGAUUUAAGAUCAUAACGUAAACUCACUUCACAGUAGAGCUGGGUCGAUAAACUGAAAAUUACAGACACCGACAUUGCCUUCCUCUUAUCAAAACAAUUUUGCUUACAUCGGUUAUUUUCAGUGAUUAGGCUACACAACGUUCCUGCAGAUUUGUUGGGUUCUAAAACCAUUAUUUGGUCAACGGUAGUGUUCAUUAACCUGCUUCCUGCAAUUUUGACAUAGCCUAAAAAAAUACCAGAAGGCCUAUGCUAGCAAUUGUUGCUUGAUGCCCUAUUACUGGUUAGCUUGCAAAGUAAACAGUUUAUAUUCUUGAUCGGCAGAUUUUUGGAGCUGCAUAUUUACUAAUGGAAAUCCUCUCUACAAUUUGACGAUUGCGCUGCACCCUGUUCAGCAAUCUGCUAUCUCACUUGACCUGUGUUGAUUAACAGUUUUCCAAGUCAUCAGUCUCAAGUCAAGUUUUGAGGCUCCAAGUGCAAGUCAAGUCUAAAGUUAUUUUAUUUUCUAUCAAGACGAGUCUCAAGUCAACAAAUUUGUGACUUGAAUAAUCUAUGUUUUGUGACUCGAAUCCACACCUCUGCCUAUAGGCCUACCAAUGGAAUGUUUUUGUAGGACAUUACAUUUACUGUUAGAUCAAUUACAUGGCUAUCUAGCAAGAAUAUCAUAUUUAGAGUUAGCAAUCUAGCUAAUGUGUUUUUAGUUCCCACUUCCUCAGGUGAUGAAGUAUAUAGCAUAUACGUAGGCUAUAGUCCAUAGGUUAUAGAAGAUCCAGGCAAAUUCAUCUCUAAAUAGCCCAAACGAAAUCUGAUCAUUCUGGAUACUAUUUUGACAUGUUGCACAUUAAAAUAUCAAUCAUGGAUUCCCUGAACAUGUUAGAUGAAAUAGCUAAGUUCUUUCCUGCAUUACUUCUUAAUGACACUGGAAAAAGUUAGUCUAGAGCACUGCCACUAAUGGAAAGUAACUGUGCAUAAAAAAAACAUAUUUAUUGUUAUUGAGCAAAAUAUCAUGAUAUUACUUUUUUGUCCAUAUCACCCAGCUCUACUCCGAAGCUUGAAAUGACUCCACUUGUGUUGUGGAAUUGCUAGGUUUUUCUUGGUACAACUUGGUAGUACGUUGUCAAGUGGGCAGUCACGUGUGUUUGUGAGGCAGAGGACCCUGGUUCGACCCAUUGUACGAACAGUGUACCCAGAUGGGGAGGAAGCUAUACUGCUAAGCAGACACGCUGUGGUCCAUCACACUAGUCAUGAAACAAAAUUAACAAGAUGUUAAGCCUUGAGCACACUGUGUGAUAUGAUUUAUAGAGCAGUGUUUAUUUAAUUGACAAGACAGCAUUGGACAGGGAAGAGUUAAUUUGCUGGCUGGUUUCUCCUCUCAAAGACCAGCCCCUCCUUCCUCAAUUUGCUGUAAUAUCAGCGAAUCACAUUCCAUAUUAUCCUUCCAGCCAAUUAACUAUUUUCAGUCCAACUGGCCGGUUAAAUAAACACAUUUACAAAAACAGAAACAUUCACUUGAAAAGUGCUAUUCAGGUUUUUACAUUGCAUUCUCUAUUAUUGUGUGUAACUAGCCCAGUUCCCACCAUUAGCUGGAGAAGAGUGGAUGGGGUAGCAGUUGGCCGAAAGGUGGACGUGAACAAGGCCAGCGGAGUGCUCGAGAUCCCCUACUUCCAGCAGGAAGAUGCAGGCCUGUAUGAAUGUGUUGCCGAAAACUCCAAAGGGAGGAACUCGGCUAAAGGAAAGCUCUCUUUCUACGGUGGGUAAGAGUUACUGGGGGUUUUGUGUAGAGUUGUGAAGAAAAACAACUGGGGAAAAAAACAAUGGAGCCACUUCAUUUGGUAUACCAUGAUGGAGUCACAACUUAAUUUCCCUUCUCUUUCAGAAACCAUCUUUUCUUAAGAGGUUUUUUAUGAACAUUCUGGUGCAGCAAGGCUGAGUUCCCACUUUCUCAGAGAUUUGUAAAAUAUUAGACUCAUCCUAUCCUCUUACCUACUACUGUUGUAGAUCAUGAGGUAGCAAAUAGCGUCCACAAUGUCAUGAUGUUGCACAAUUGUUCCAGUCAUAUUACAGUAUAUAUCUGUAAAGAAUUAACUGAAAAAGUAAUUAAUUAUCCGUAUUAUGUAAAAUAGCUUGAUGAAAAAAGUUAGCAAAUAGUUUUAGGUAAAAUGUCUUCUCCUGUUAUAUUUGUUGUGAAUCUGUAACGGACAUGAGUCGGUCAUGGUCACGUGAUGAGGUAGCCCCGCCUACGAACUUCAAAACCAGUGUCUGCCCUCGGCCCAAGAGGGAAUUUCCUCUUGGUCUAAUGGUCUAAGAUGUUGGUUGCUCCCGUGGGAGACCCGGGUGCAUAUCCCGCAUGUUACAAAUGUUCAACACUUUUUUUCUUUACUGGCUAUAUAACUGCAUCAUAUAGUGGAAUGAGGUUGUAAAUUAAGGUUUUAUCAAUAUUUCAUUCUUGACAAGCUGUGCCAGAGGCUAAAGAGAGGCUGUAGUGUCCUUAGAGAUUUAUAUAUCCCUUCAAGGCCAGGUGAUUCUUCCGCACUCAGACUGGACUUAUGGCCCAUUUACUGAGAAAGCUUUUAAUGGCCACUCUGAAGGUUUUACAGUAUUUCUACCUAUUAUUUUAUUGUUUAUGCAUUACUGAAGGAUCCCCACUGUAGCGUGUGAUUUUGGACGGAGUCAGGCGCAGGAGCGUAAAUCACAGAAUAAAUGGUUUAUUCGGCAAUACAGCGGUAAGCAGCAAUGCGUAAAACACUCCAGUGCACUGUUGAAAACAAGGCGCACGGGUGAAUAUCCCAGCGAUACAAAAUACAAUAUAGCUCCACCGAGCUAUAGUGACCUCCACAAUAAAUAAUCACACACAACGACAUAGGGGGCAGAGGAGGGAGUAGUAACCUAUUCGGAACCUUGUUUACUCUCCUCAGGACUUUGAACGGCCCCACAAACCGCAGGCUCAGCUUCCGGCAGGGCAGGCGGAGGGGCAGAUUCCAGGUCAAGAGCCAGACCCGAUCUCCCAGUACAAAGACCGGGGCCUCACUGCGGUGGCGGUCAGCGUUGGCCUUCUGGCGACGCACGGCGCGCUGGAGGUGGACGUGGGCAGCGUUCCACGUCUCCUCCGCACGCCGGAACCAAUCAUCCACAGCAGGAGCUUCGGUCUGGCUCUGAUGCCACGGUGCCAGGACCGGCUGAUAACCUAAAACACAUUGAAAUGGAGAUAGGUUAGUGGAGGAGUGGCGGAGAGAGUUCUGGGCAUAUUCGGCCCAUGGCAAGAACACCAACCACUCCCCCGGCCGGUCCUGGCAGAAGGACCGCAGGAACCUACCUAUAUCCUGAUUCACCCAUUCCACCUGCCCAUUAGACUCAGGGUGAAACCCAGAGGUCAGGCUGACCGAGACCCCCAGACGUUCCAUGCAUGCCUUCCAGACCCUGGAUGUAAACUGGGGACCCCGGUCAGACACUAUGUCCUCUGGCACCCCGUAGUGCCGGAAGACAAGAGUAAACAGGGCUUCCGCAGUUUGCAAGGCCGUGGGGAGACUGGGCAGAGGAAGGAGGCGGCAGGCUUUAGAAAAGUAGUCCACAACGACCAGGAUGGUGGUGUUACCCUGAGAGAGGGGAAGAUCAGUGAGGAAGUCAAUUGACAGGUGGGACCAUGGCGAUUGUGGAACUGGUAAGGGAUGUAACCCACCCGCUGGAAGGUGCCUAGGUGCCUUACUCUGGGCGCACACCGAGCAGGAGGAGACAUACACCCUCACAUCCUUAGCCAAGGUAGGCCACCAGUACUUCCCGGUCAGGCAGCACACUGUACGGCCAAUACCUGGGUGACCAGAGGAGGGGGACGUGUGUGCCCAAUAGAUAAGACGAUUACGGACAAGAGACGGCACGUACCGCAGCCCAGCUGGGCACUGAGGUGGAGAUGGCUCUGUGUGUAACGCCCGCUCUAUGUCCGCGUCCACCGCCCACACUACUGGCGCCACAAUGCAGGAGGCCGGAGUAUGUGUUGUCUAUGGGCCUCUCCUCUGUGUCGUACAGCCGUGACAGUGCGUCUGCCUUCACGUUCUUAGUACCUGGUAUGUAUGACAACGUGAAAUCAAACCGAGUGAAGAACAAAGCCCACCUGGCCUGGCGAGGGUUCAGCCUCCUCGCUGCCCGGAUGUACUCCAGGUUACAGUGGUCAGUCCAGAUGAGGAAAGGGUGUUUCGCCCCCUCGAGCCAGUGCCUCCACGCGAUCAGGGCUCUGACAACAGCCAACAGCCAACAGCUCUUGAUCACCAACAUAGUUCUGCUCCGCCGGGCUGAGCUUCUUAGAGAAGAAGGCACAGGGGCGGAGCUUGGGUGGAGCAGAACGUCUGGGGGUCUCGGUCAGGUUUUGGAAAACAUGUGCGCCAAGUCAAGGUAUUCGGGGGGAAUGCGCACGGUGGAGGUAGUGUCUGGACUUUCCACAGUGGUUGCACCAACGGAAACAGCUAGACACCUACCCUGACACUCUCGCGACCAACCCGUGAGAACCCUCUGAGGCCAUUAAUAGGUGGGGUUGUGUAGUGUGAGCCAGGGAAGACCCAACACAACAGGGAAAUCGGGGGAGUCAAUAAUAAAAAAGGUGAUUUGCUCCUUAUGGGUUUCCUGCAUAAUCAUCGUGACGGGUGCUGUAACCUCCCUAACAUAACCUGACCCUAAUGGUCGACUGUCAAGUGCUUUGAUGGGCAAUGGAAUGGGUAGGGGAACCAAUGUGAUAGAUAGAUUAUUAGCUAAUGACCUGUCCAUGAAGUUCCCAGCUGCGCCUGAAUCGACCAGCGCCUUACACUGGGGAACUACCGUGUAAUCAGGGAAGGUGACGUGUAUGGUGAAGUGCGCAGCAGAGGGCUCUGAAUGAGUGUGGGUUUGCGCUACCUGGGGUGACGCGAGAGUGCCCUGCCUGCCGCCUCCAGACCCAGGAGAACUCUGACGACAGCAUGCAGCAGAGUGUCCUCUCUUGCCACGAGUGAAACUGGAGCUGUCGUCCUCCGUUCUCCCGGAUCGCUGCACCACCCAGCUCCAUCGGAAUGUAAUCCAGGUUGAGGGGUGGUGAAAUGGGCAGGUCCCUUCCAGGACGUCCUCUUGAAGCCAGCAGGUUGUCCAACCGGAUGGCCAUGUCCACGAGCUGGUUGAAAGUCGACGUGGUAUCCCGGCAGGCUAGCUCCCUUCGGACGUCCUAUCACAGGCUGCAACGGAAGCGGUCGAUGAGGGCCCGCUCGUUCCACCCGGACCCAGCCGGUAGUUCUAAACUCCAGGGCAAAGUCCUGCGCGGUCCUCGUCCCCUGCCUCUGAUGGACCAGCCACUCGCCCGCCUCUCUUCCUUCGGGAGGGUGAUCGAAGACUGCCCGGAAGAGGCGAGUGAACUCCCCGUAGUUGUCCAACGCAUCUCCUCCUUCACUCCAGACCGUGUUGGACCACUCCAGGGCUUUCCCAGAGAGGCAGGAGACGAGGGCGGACACCUUCUCCCGCUCCGAUGGAGCUGGGCUAAUGGUGGAAAAAUAUAGGUCCAGCUGCAGUAGAAAUCCCUGGCAGCGGGCCUCUGUGCCGUCGUACUCCCUCGGUCGGGAUAGGUGAAUACCUCUGGGCGCUGGGGUGUGGGUAGCUGGAUCCGGUCACUCAGCUGGUCCCGAAGGAUCGGGUCCUCUCCUCUCCAGGCAUUGGACGACAUGGAGAACCCGAUCCAUCGUUUCGCCCAAGCUGGCUAACAUGUUGGAAUGCUCCCGGACCCGCUCCACAACUCCAGGCAUAUUCCCUGCUCCUGCUGACUUCAUGCUGUCGGGUGUGUGAUUCUGUAGUGGGUGAUUUUGGACGGAGUCAGGCGCAGGAGGGUAAAUCACAGAAUACAUGGUUUAUUGAGCAAUACAGCGGUACGCAGCAAUACGUAAAUCACUCCAGUGCGGUAAUACGGUGCACUGGAGAAAACAAGGCACACGGGUGAAUAUCCCGGCGAUACAAAAUACAAUAUAGCUCCACUGAGCUAUAAUAACCACCACAAUAAACAAUCACACACAAAGACAAGGGUGCAGAGGGAAUAGGUGUGUGUAAUAAACAACACAAAACAAAUGGAAUGAUUAAAAUAAGGAGCGGCAGUGGCUAGAAGGCUGGUGACGACGAAUGCCGAAGCCUGCCCGAACAAGGAGAGGAGGCAGCUUCGGAGGAAGUUGUGACACCCACAAGGCUUUACAGAGGGUUGGGCUAUAAAAUUAUGAAUUACCGAUUUUUAUUCAAAAGGUGAUGUCUUUAAUAUGAUAAUACAUUUCCCAGUACUUGUGGGUAGAUCAAAACAUGUUGUAAUUUGACAAGAACCUUACAUGGUCUUGAUACUUUCUCCGGCUCUGAGUGGUGCAUUGUGGAGGCUUGUUUGUCCUUGUAAGCUUUUCGUCUGUUCUUUCUCCCAGCUACAAUGACUGGCCUCUUGCCAGGUGAUAAAAAUCAGUUAUCUCCUUUUGAACUCCCAUAGACAGGAGCUUGUGGGGCAUCCAUCAGCUGUAUAGAGGAAUAAGAUAAUCAAUAUGGGGGAUCUGGACAUGAAGCACAACAUCCCCUGCUGCUGGCACAGGAACAAUAUCCCCAUAUCCCCAGCCUCUCUUUCAAUUUCGUUCUUAAUUGCCCUUCAAAGUUCCACUAAAUGUAUUAAAUAAGAUCCUGUUUCACAGGUUGGAUGACAUAUGAAUAAGCCUGCUUUUGGAUAAAAUGAACUUAAAAAGUAGCCUCACAGUUGUGUCUCCCUUCCAUUACCUACUCUUUGGUGGUCUCAUUUGUAAUUCUUGGGGAGGUUAUCAUUUUGUAUUUUCUUCAUACAGUAAUGCAUUUUCAAUUCUCCAAUGGUUGGGACUUGGAUUCUUCCCAGUGCAUUCAUCAUACUGUAGGCUUUUGUAAAAGCAAUACAGUUGAGGAAAGGUUGUUUAGAAAUAAUUAUUCUUUCAAAAAGCUGCAAAACAGUUCUUCACCCUUAUAGGGUUGUCAAGAAACAUUCACAUCAGACUAUGAAUUCAGCAAACCUAUGUUAAAGGAGAUAAGAAAUACAAAGAUAAAUCAUCAACAUAAAACACCCCAAGUCCUUUUUGCAACUAAGUCCAAAUCUAAGUGAUUGAUUGAGUGCUAUUGUACGUUUUUGGACACAUCUCUGAAGAGUGUAGUCUCCUCCAGAGUAGUGCUUCAAAAAGUCUCACUACAAUAAGCAUGUUGGACAGGUGUAAAAGUUAGAGGUAUUCCUUAUGCACAUUACAUUUUCAUUUACACUUUGGUAAUUUAGCAGAUGCUCUUAUCCAGAGUGACUUACAGUCAGUGCAAUCAACUAAGGUAGGUAAGACAACCACAUAGACAUUGCAAGUAAAAACCUUCUUCAAUAAAACUUCUACAGUAUCAGAAAAAUCAGUGCUAGUAAGAAAAUACAAAUGCAAGCGUUAAGCAAGAAAGACAAGUACAACAUGACAAUAUGACAGCAAUCAUGAUUCAACACAAUAUACUGUAUAUCAAUCACUCAGGAGUAUUUACAGAACAGUCUUCCAAUAAUAGAUUCAACUUAGUAGUAGACAUGGUGCAGUACUCUUGUCGUUGUCUGUUUUCCCAGGUUUAUCCCAGCAUGCUUACAGUAUGUUAUCUACUAAAUCACACAACAGCAGCUUAGUUUACAAACUUGCUCGCAUCCACACACAAACGCACAAAAACACACACCAAAUAGGUGUCCUUGACCCCUGGCCAGCAUACAGUAUUUAUGUGAUGACUUAAAGGCCAUGAAUCUGCCCCUGUCCUUGUGGAAGAUACUACCUGGUCUCAGGGCUUCGUAUGAUUUGGUACGUAUUAUUUAAACUCUCCAUUUAGUAUGAUAUGUUACUUUACAUUAGGUCACAUUAUGAAUGGAAUAGCGGUCAUACAAUAUGAUAUGAAUUAAAGAACGUAUAGUAUCAUACGACCAGGUUGCUUGUUGCGUCAUAACAACAAAGGACAAUUACAGGGAGAAUUUAUAUUGGUGGUAAGGAGAACUAUCGACAAAGGUUAGGAUAAUUUACGUAAAAGUUUAGGAAACUAAAUCGACAAAGGUUAGAAGAAUUUAUGGAAAAGGUUAGGAGAAUUAAGUUAAGGUUAGGAAAAGGGUUUGGAGAAGGGUUAGCUCAAAUCCUAUAGUUGUCACUGACACGACUCAAACACGCAACCUUUGGAUUGCUAGACGGUCGCAGUGUAGGCCCACCCAUCCUCUCCUACCAACCUCCCUACUUUCAUUUCUGUCUAAAGUAACUAGAGUCUAGACCAGGGGUGUCAAACUCAUUUUAGCUCAGGGGCCACAUGGAGGAAAAUCUAUUCCCAAGUGGGCCGGACCGGAAAAAUCAUGGUAUAUAUAACUUAAAAACAACAACUUCAGAUUGUUUUCUUUGUUUUAAUACGAUCAACAUACAACAUAAAGCUGGAGCCUGAGGACAGUGUGUCCAAAAUAGUACAAGCACAACAUCACUAUUAAUCAUAAAACACGUCAAGUUUAUUUGAACAUUCUAAAGAAAAAGAACACACAAACACACAAUGCCUCAGUGAUUAACAGAACUGUUUCACAGAUGACAGAACUAUAUCAGGGUGUCAUUUCUCAGGCAGAAAUGUAGAUACAAAUAAUGAAAUCCUGUUCCCCAAACAAGUGCAAGAACCACAGAGUCAAGAAUAGGUUAAAUAUACAAAUAAAAUAAAAUCAAUUAAAAACAAUAGCACAUCAACAUAAAAACAUAUAAACAUAAAUCUGAAAGCGUUGCUCAAACUCCCGUAACAGUCCAGUUAUUUUAUCUUUGAACCGCUUCAUGUCUGCCACAUGUUGGGUCGCGCACACAUUUUUCAGACAGGGGAAGUGAGCUGCAUCACCACCGGCAAGUUGCGUCUCCCACAAUGACAGCUUCAACUUGAAAGAACGUAUGCUGUCAUAAUACUGCGUGACAACUUUGUUGUGCCCUUGCAGCUGUUUGUUCAAGUUAUUCAGGUGCUCUGUAACAUCCACCAUAAAUGCAAGGUCCGGCAUCCAUUCUGCGGAAUGAAAUUCUAACACUGGUUUGCCCUUUUCUUCCAUGAACUGUUCAAUUUCUUCUCGUAAAUCAAAGAAACGCCUCAGCACAGCACCUCGGCUUAACCAUCUUACCUCAGUGUGGUAUGGCAGGCCAUAGAUGUGGUCUUUCUCUCUGAGAAGGCUGUCAAACUGACGGUGAUUCAGGCUUCUGGAUCGGAUGAAAUUAACAGUUUGGAUGACCACCUUCAUGACGUUAUCCAUCUUUAAUGACUUGCAACACAAAGCCUCCUGGUGCAAAAUACAGUGAAAAGUCCAAAAAUCACGUCCUCCAUUUGCAGAUUGCACUUUCUCUCUGAACUUUGUCACAACGCCUGCUUUUUUCCCGAUCAUUGAGGGCGCACCAUCUGUAGCCAGGCUGACAGCGCGGGACCAGUCCACUCCGACCCUGUCCAGCGCGCCGACGAGUGCGGUAAAAAUAUCAGCUGCUGUCGUUGUAUCUGUCAUCGGCACCAACUCCACGAACUCCUCGGUGACGGUCAAUGUGUCAUCAACUCCGCGGAUGAAAAAAUGGCCAGUUGUGCAACAUCUGUAAUGUCUGUGCUUUCAUCAAUUGCAACCGAAAACGCAAUAAAUGACUUUACUUUUUGCUUCAACUGGCUGUCCAAAUCCACUGAAAGAUCGGAAAUCCUGUCUGCAACUGUGUUUCUUGUCAGGCUGAUAUUUGCAAAAGCCUGCCGCUUUUCAGGGCACACAAUCUCCGCUGCCUUCAUCAUGCAUGUUUUUACAAAUUCACCCUCACUAAAUGGUUUUGAAGCCACUGCGAUUUCAUUAGCAAUGAGGUAGCUAGCUUUCACUGCAGCGUCACUGAUGUCUCGGCUGUGAGUAAACACAGACUGCUGUUUCUUCAGACCCGCCAACAGUUCAUUCACCUUCUCUCAUCUCGCUGUCCUUGAAAGUUGUCAUAUUUGUCGGCAUGAAGACUCACAUAGUGGCGACGAAGGUUAUAUUCUUUCAGCACUGCAACAUGCUCUGAACACACCAAACAUACAGCUUUCCCAUUCAAUUCCGUGGUUAAAUAGGAUGACCAUUUUUCUUGGAACACUCUGCACUCUGCGUCCACUUUUCUCUUUUUUGACAGAGACAUAUUGGGGCAAUGAGGGUGCCAAAGCACAUAAUGUUAAAAGUAGAAGCCGUAAUAAAUAUCGCGGGCAAAACAAAGUAGCUCAUUGGCUGCACGUGCUUGACCUACUUGCUCUGCCCCGGUAUAAACAGUUUGCUUGCUUAACACAAUUGCUAUUGCGCCAUCCAGUGGACGCAAUUGGAACAGCAGUUAAUUUUAUUGAAAAAUUGCAGCGCAUUUUUAUACUUAAAUUGUUCGUUUUUUUUUUUUUUUUUUUUUUUAAAUCAUCUCGCGGGCCGGAUUAAACCCGUUUGCGGGCCUGAUCCGGCCCGCGGGCCGUACGUUUGACACCCCUGGUCUAGACCAUUGGUACAUAUCAUAUGUCUUGAAGGUGCACAAAAAUACAUAUUGUAUGCUUCGUAUGGCUUUGAGGCCAAGCUGGAAGAUAAGGCAGUAGUCAUUCAUAUGACACAAGAACCACCAUUUUAAAUACUCCACCAUUUUCCAAUAGAAAUGGAUUUGGGAUUUUAUUUAAAACGCUGCUGCCUUAGACUCACAUCCACUUCACUUAAUUCACAAUAAUGUGUCGAGUCAAUAUGAACUAACCUAAGCCAAUCACCAAUCUAUAAGCUUUUCAUUCAAAAUGGUUGUGACAAAAGAGCUGUAUAUGGGCUCUGUUAUUGAACCUCUCAUUGCUGCUGUUUUUGUUUUUUUGCUUCUUUUGGGGUCAGAUUUGGGUUCAUGGGAAGUUGAUUAAUGAAUAGCUUGGUUGGUUGCUUUAUUAUAACUAAUUGCCUGCUCGGUUGAUUCAUUGAUUUAUGUUCACAAACUGUAACCCAUUUGCAAUCGUAACCACCAUCCAGAAUCCCGGUAAACAAUGCAUAAACGUUGAGAUGUUCGUUCAUUGAGUGUUGUAUACUGUGGACCUUGCAGCUCCCCCUCACCUGAUUGAGAAGCCUCAGGAUGCACAGAAGCCAAUCGAUGACACCCUGGUGUGGGAGUGCAAGGCCAGUGCCAAACCGAAGUCCUCGUACCGAUGGCUGAAAAACGGCGAGCCUCUGGACCCGAUGGAGGUGGGUGGCUUCCUGUGAGAGCUGGAGGGAGGCCAGUCUCACUUCUUUAAAAAAAUUGUUUUAUUGCAGUACAGGUUUUUGUGAUAAACUAUCGCUAGGUGAUACCGCAAUACCACAAUGUGACCUAAUUUACAAAAAUAUAAUUAGAAUGUAGUUAUAGAUGAGCAGCUAAUUGCACCGAUGGUGUGCAUUAUAGAGCAUUUUGCAUACCUCAUAAGGCAUUAUAAAUGUGCUUUUAAUGCAUUAUGAAGAGGAUAUUCAUAAGAGGUGUUACCCAAUUACUCAAAUUACUCGAACGGAAAAAGCCUAUCAGACUAAUUAAUUGUAAUUCUAUUGUCCUAAGACCCUGGGACAUGACCAGUGUAAAUCAAAGUGUUUACUCAUAAAUAAUGCAAAAUGUUUCAUCCAAAUACUUGACCAUAUUGUUGCUUAGUGAGAAAAUGCAUUGCUAAUAUGGUAAGCAAUGACAUGACUGUUUAUGGGUUGAAGAACAUAGCAUAGUCAUUCUAUUUGGAAGAGCUUGGAGACACAAAAUAGCUGAAUCUUAGCAUACAAUUGAUAAAGGCCGACAUGUCUGUGUAGCAGGGUGAGUUUGUUUUGCGAAUGAGCCAAAGUGAUGCAAUUUUCUGCUUGUUGUCAAACACUGAGCACCGCAGUAAUCUGAUUUUCAAUCUCUUCUAUCUGCUCUUCCGAGUUUUUACCAUUAAGCCACUUCUCCCCAGGGAAAGGAAACGAGAAGCCUUAUCACACUGAGUAGAUUUCACAUUCAUGCAUUUGGCUUAGUUUGUUAUUGUGAUAGCUCCAGUGAAUCACAGACACUGAUAGUGGGCUCCCGAGUGGCGCAGCGGUCUAAGGCACUGCAUCUCAGUGCUUGAGGCGUCACUACAGACCCCCUGGUUCGAUUCCAGGCUGUAUCACAACCGGCCGUGAUUGGGAGUCCCAUAGGGCGGCGCACAAUUGGCCCAGCGUCGUCCGGGUUUGGCCGGUGUAGGCCGUCAUUGUAAAUAAGAAUUUGUUCUUAACUGACUUGCCUAGUUUAAUAAAGGUAAAAAAAAUCAUUAAAAAAAAGUGUUAGAAUUCCGUAAUGAACCUUCCACUGUGUUAAACAGGAAAUGUGUUAAACACUUUUUGUAUAAGUGAACAGGUGUCCAUUUAGUUGAUUUAAGAAUCGUGGUCAGCAGUCUCAAAUAUGCAAUCCUUGGUCAACCAUGAGGGGGUCAUUCGAAGGUCAAGUGUUAGUCACCACACAUCCCGGACCACAUAAAACACUUGUUAGUAUACCAGUGUACCUCAGUGUUUAUUGACUUUCAAAUCACAUAUUCUAUUCAAAAUAUCGGUCGGCGGAGGAAAGGUAACACACUUUUCAUACAUGUAGCUUUGUUAAUGAGAUGGGGUGUUACCAUUUUCGAAAUGCCACCGUCAACCGAGGCAGCAUUUAAUCAAUUUCCCAAACUCAAAGGUCAGUGGUGUAGUGGGUGAGGGGAGGCAAGGGAAAAGUCUAUACGGACACUCCUGAUCUGCAAAACGGUAUUUCAUUUCAGUCGGUUAGAAUUGGGUUAGGGUUAAGGGUUUGGUUAAGGUUAGGGUUAAGGUAAGGCUUAGUUUCAGAUUUUGGGUAGUGGUUUUACAGGUCAGGAGUGUCCUUAUAGCCUCUCCUGGAGGAAAGGAAGGGGAAGGUGCCAUUUGUUAUUCCUCAUUACAAUGAAUCUGUCCGGCCCAGUCUCUCUUUUUGCUCCGACUGUUACUAAUGUUGGCUAGACGCCAAGGGAAGUAGAUGGCGUUGAGUAGGGCUGUCACUUAAAAUGUCACCUCUUGAAACGAGGACCUUCUCACGCAUAUAUUUCCCCACUCCACAGCUAGCCCUGGACAAAUUAAUGAGUGCAUCUCGAGGUGUUCGGAUUUUUACAAAUGCCCUCUAAAGUCACAAACAUGACUUUGGAAUCGUUGCUGUUUUUUGUGUCUGCUCACCUAGCUGUGUCAGUGAUGGGAUCGUUAAAUCCAUUUCAUACGACAUAUGGUGCUCAAAUGGCCUUUCCACUACCAACGUAAAAUACUGCUAAAAUCAGAGAAUAGUCAAGCUUAAUUAAUGACAUCCAUAAAGCAGAUAUAUGCCUCCAUUUAUUGUAUCUGCUAAGAGCUAGAACCUCCUCUAAUUGUUCAAGUGGACAAUGCUGGGCACCGAAUGGCACAGUGAGGCACAACCCCUACACACACACACACACACACACACACACACACACACACACACACACACACACACACUGGUACAGACACAGAGACUCACGCUUUGUGUGCCAUCCCAAGUGCUGCAUGCACUGCCCCCUCUCGCAGCCUCUAACACUGAGUCAGCCACUCGCCCAUCGCAUGACUGAGACUCAUAAGGGCCCCAUUUGAAGCUCCUCAGCAGGGUCACUCACUGAUGGUAAGGGACAGCCUUGUAUUUUCAACAGGCAGAGCAGUAAUGCUUUCAGACAACAGACAGAGUGCAGGACGGUCCCUCCGGAACUGCUCUCUCAAUGACAUUAAAGGACCGGCUGCACUCAAUGGAGAAGAUCAAGGGCAAGAACAAUGAGUGUAGCCCGACUAAAUUGACACAACUAUAAAAGGGGAGUAGGAAGCAGUGCCAAUUCUCAUAAAGGUCAAAGAGAGAAUAGAGGAGGAAAGAAGUGGAUGUCAUCCACUUUGUGUGUGUGUUUGUGCGUGCGUGCUUGUGUGUGCAUGGGUGUGUGUUUGUUUGUGUACUUGCAUUCACAUGUGUGCGUCUUAUCAACUCAAUAUUUUUUUUUUUGCUCCUGCAUAACAAACAGUUCUUCUGAAUAAGACGGUCAUCCCAGAUUUAGCAAGUCUAUUAUGUUCCUGAUUAAUUCCACAGGGACUGUUCAUAUAAAACUCUCAUUUGAUGAGGUUUCAGGACCAUUUUUAGCAGAGGGGGUUAAUCCCCUAUGGGCCUAUUAGCACCCCAGAAAAUUAGCAGUAUUUUAAUUACCACCCCCCUGACGAGGAGAAAGAGUGGCUACCGCUGAAAUUAGAUCAGGUCUUCCAGCGGAAUACACCCGUUUCCAUGGAAUAUUAUUUCAAGUGUCCACGCAAGGCCCUUAUUAUGUGCUCAUAAACUGCUUAUAGUUUGCUGUUUCAUAAAUCAUCAGUGCCUUAUUUGGCAUGUUUAAGUCGUGAGGUAACACUUCAUUUGGUUACACUUCAGCCCUUCGUCAAAAGGCCUCAAACAAAAUGUUACCAAACCUAAAGUAUACAGUAUAGAGAAGCAAUACAUUGAAAUUAUACUUUUCAAGCACAGUGUGUGGGAUCUUCUUUCAUUUGAACACCAAACCUUAAAGUGUCAGCAAGUAUUUGUAUUUAUUAAGGAUCCCAAUUAGCUGCAGCAACUUUAAGGCAGUUAUAUACAAUUUAAAAUAUCACAUUACAUUUCAUAACACUUUUCACAACACAUUAAGUGUGUGCCCUCAGGCCACUAUUCUACUAUCACAUAUCUACAAUACAAAAUCCAUAUGUAUGUGUGUCUGUGCCUGUGUGUGUGUCGCUUCACAGUCCCCGCUGUAUUUUUAUCUGUUUUUAAAAUCUGAUUCUACUGCUUGCAUCAAUUACCUGAUGUGGAAUAGAGUUUCCAUGUAGCAAUGGCUCUAUGUAGUACUGUGCGCCUCCCAUAGUCUGUUCUUGACUUGGGGAUUGUGAAGAGACCUUUGGUGGCAUGUCUUGUGGGGUAUGCAUGGGUGUCCGAGCAUGGCUGUCCGAGCUGUGUGUUAGUAUCCUGCCCUACAUUGUUUUUCUCUCAUUAGUUUGAACCUGUUGAAUGCAUCCUGCCAUACUAUGAGUACAAUAGCUCUCUCUCUGACUUUCAGAUGGAAAACCAGGUGUCUCUUUUUCAGGACAGAGUGCAAGUGAACAACGGAGUCCUGACCAUCAGCAGCUUGAAGCUGGCCGAUAUUGGGAUGUACCAGUGUGUUGCAGAGAAUAAGCAUGGCCGGGUCUUCACCAACACUGAACUCCGAGUUAUAGGUAAGAUUGAGCAUGCCAAUCUCAUUAUCAUCAUCGUCAUCGUCGUUCAGCUGCAUAACUAGCUCUCUUCUGUAGCUAUGGUCACUAGCAAGGUUUGCAAUAUAAUGGGGUUGAAGCCACUGAAGGCCAUACUGCAUGCUAUACAUGUAUCCUCCCAUAGUCUCAAUCCUGGAGGAAACCACAGGGUCGAUUAAAUCCGUAACGCGGAAGAUCUGUGUUGUAGUGUGGUUGACAUUUAGGGCUGUAUUCAACCAGUUCUGCCUUAACCUGCGAUAACCAACAACUGCAUAGCAGUUUGAUUGUUUUUAUUUAGGUGAUGUCGGAGGUGUAACUGCGUUGGAGCUGUCAAAUUAGCAAGUGGCUCCCGGUGUUAUACCUAUCGCGAACAUUGGCAGGAUGCGCUGAGUCGCAUUAGUAAUAAUCCAAUGCAGCCUUGUUUACAAGUUCGAACACUGGAAUGUGUGUUGUAAUCUAUACCUCAAUUAGGCUGAAACUGUAAAUCCUUAUUAUUUUGUUGAAUGAUUUUCAUUUUGAGUGUCAGUAUUUCUAUAUCAAAAUCAAAUCAAAUCAAAUGUUAUUUGUCACAUGCGCCGAAUACAACAGGUGUAGACCUUACAGUGAAAUGCUUAUUUACAACAAUGCAAUUUUAAGAAAGAAUACCAAAGUUUUCUUUCUUACAAAAGUUUUCUUUCUGUUUAUUUUUAAUUCACAAUCUGUAGAAGCAAUGAGAAUAGAAAGGUUCAGAACUUUUGUAAAACAUCACAGUAUGGUUGAAAUAUAUAUGGCAAAUAGAAAUCCUAUAUGGAUGGUGUUAAGAGAUAGAUGGGAGGUAUUGAAUAGAGUUGAAGGAUGGGACUAAUAACAAAUAACAACAAAUAAUAACAAAGAUAGCUAAUAAUGUAAGCAUACUGUGUCCAUAAUAAGUAUAUAGGUUGUAUGUUGGGAGCUUUUGGGAAAGAGCACAGUUAGAAAGAUAUGGCAUUUAGAAGCAAACCGGAUGGACAUCAUGAAAAUGAUCGGAGAGGUUGAGAGUAGAAGAAGUUCAGGAGCAAAAAAAUAAAUAGAUAUGUAUGUGUAUGUAUGUAUAUAUAUAUAUAUAUAUGUAUAUAUAUAUGUAUGUAUAUAUAUAUAUAUAUGUAUGUGUGUGUGUAUGUGUAUGUAUGUAUAUAUAUAUAUAUAUAUAUAGAUAUAGAAUUAUUGUAAAAUUAACUCUGUCCAUAAGGUGUAGAUAGUAAGUAUAGACCGGAAGUAGAGGCCUGGGCGUUGUUGUUCACUAAUUUACUCCAAGUAGGGAAAGGAUGGUGGGGUUGAAAAGUAAUAAAGGGGAAUAUAUAUAUAUAAAAAAUAAAAAAAACAUGGGGGAUUGGAAGUGAUGCAGACAAUUACAUUGAUAGAAGAUACAAUCUAUCUGCAAUAUUAAGCUGAUCCAUCCCCCCGAAAAAAAAAAAAAAAAAAAAAAAAAAAAAAAAGAAUACCAAAGAAAAUACCAAAAAAACAUUAAAUAAAAAGAUAAUAAAAAAUAAAAGUUACAAAUAAUUAAAGAGCUGCAGUAAAAUAACAACAGCGAGGCUAUAUACAGGGGUCUUAUGGCUUUGGGUUAGAAGCUGUUUAUAAGUAUUUUGGACCUAGACUUGGCGCUCCGGUACCGCUUGCCGUGCGGUAGCAGAGAGAACAGUCUAUGACUAGGGUGGCUGGAGUCUUUGACCAUUUUUAGGGCCUUCCUCUGACACCGCCUGGUAUAAAGGUCCUGGAUGGCAGGAAGCUUGGCCCCAGUGAUGUACUGGGCCGUACGCACUACCCUCUGUAGUGCCUUGCGGUCGGAGGCCGAGCAGUUGCCAUACCAGGCAGUGAGGCAACCAGUCAGGAUGCUCUCGAUGGUGCAUCUGUAGAACCUUUUGAAGAUCUGAGGACCCAUGCCAAAUCUUUUCAGUCUCCUUAGGGGGAAUAGGUUUUGUCGUGCCCUCUUCACGACUGUCUUGGUGUGCUUGGACCAUAUUAGUUUGUUGGUGAUGUGGACACCAAGGAACCUGAAGCUCUCAACAUACUCCACUCCAGCCCGUUGAUGAGAAUGGGGGCGUGCUCGGUCUUCUUCUUUUUCCUGUAGUCCACAAUCAUCUCCUUUGUCUUGAUCACGUUCAGAACAUCUAACACGGGUGGGAUUAAAGGACGGGUGUGGUUACGUGACAAUGACGACAAGAGCAGCCGCUCACCAAUUCGACCACUCCAACGUAGUUACUAUACACUUCCGACUUUGCCUAAACAAAAACAAUGAAACUGCUACGCAGUUGUUGGUUAUAGCAGGUUAGAGCUGGAACUGAUUGAAUCUAGGCCUUAAAGGUCAUUUCCGAUUCAGCCGACAUAUGCAGCAUUUACCGUGAAUGCAAUCUCUGCAAACGCGGUAAUGUUGCCUUUAAAUGUAAAUCGCGCUACAAUGCAGAUCUUCCGUGCUAUGGAUUGAAUCGAGCCCCAAGUCUUUUAAGGCAGCCUUUCUUCAAGUAUGGGUCGUGACCGAAAGUGGCUCGCGGACAUGUUAAUGGUGGUGGGUCACGACAUGUCAGAGUUUUCGGCACUCCGUCAAGAUCUCAGCUUACUGUUUGUUGAGAGUUAAAAUAAUAGAAUACACAAGAUGCAAUUACUAAAUUUUGUCUUGUUAUGUCAGUCACUGAUAGUCACUCAAUUAGCCAAUAUUUUGAUUGGUAAGUUAGUAUAGCCAGCUAUCUAGUAAUAAUGGCCGAAUACCGACCAGGCACGCAGGGCACGUGCCCCUGACCUCCAGGGGGCCCCUAUUGAUUUUGUUAGUCACUGACAGUCACUCUCACUCAGAUAUCAUAUUAACAUGGCAUAAGUCAUGGCAAAAUGUGUAGAAUUGCAGGAAAUUAGCUUUAAAACUGCAAAGAUUUCUCUCCACCCGAUGGCAAAAUGGGUAUAAUUGCAUGAUUCUUUAAAAUAAAAUUGUUACAUUUUCUCUCCGUCCCAUCGCAAAAUGUGUAGAAUUGCAGGAAAUUUACUUUUUAAAAUUAUUAUUCUCUCCGCCAUCAAGAGGGGGGCCACUAAAAUGUUUUGCCCGUGAGGUGGGGCGACCCCCAACCAAAUUUCACUUAGAGCCCCCAAAAGGUGGCAUGUUUUCAUGAGCUUGGGUCCCAGGCAAAGACUGAAUUUCUCAUUUGGAUGCCAGGCUUAAGAAGUAUCAGAACCCCUGUUUUAAGGCAUGACACCGAAAUGACCAGGGCAAAUGUAAUAACAAUAUAUGUUGUUCUGUAGAUAUUAACCCUUUACACCCGUACCCAUAUACAGGUUGAAAAUAGCAGAUUUGGGCAAGCCUAAAUUGAAACGCAGUGGCUGUACAGUAACAUGCAAUAAAUGACGUCAGAGCUCAGGCUCUGCACUUCACAGUGCUGUAUGGGUUUUGACUGACAGCUGUUCUGAACUUGAGCACCGGACGUGACAAGAAGUUGCCCCCAUCCCUCCCGCUAAUUGGGCAAAUGUUUUGUUGACUGAGUGAGGGAAAUUCUGUAAAUUAAGAGGACUAUGUAUUUUGAAAGAUGAGACAUUGAGGACCUACCCCACAUUUUCCAGGAAUAUUCUUAUCAUGUUACUGAAUGUAUCCAGAGUAUUUUCAGAUUUCGUUAUCAACAAAUGCGGCAAAAAGUACAGUAAAUGUAAAAUGCACAGUGUAAUGUUUGGAUUCAGUCUUGUGUCAGGUAAACUAUUGUGUCCUCACCUUUGGUCUAAUAAUUUUCCCAUAAUCUCCAAACUGUUCCAUUUCAAUUACUACCAUGCUUAUGUAUAUGCUUUUCAUAUUUCUUCUGUAAGAAACAUUUCAAUUUAGCCCUAUGCAUAUAGGCGAAGGGUUAAAGGGAGGAAGUGACAUUGUAUCUUUCUUUUUUUUUUCUUACACAAGGUGGCAGGAAAUAAUUGCAAGCCGCAUUGCACAGGUUCUCAGCGCUGUCAUCGUCGCUCGACAGCGUGUUGGCUUUGAAGGGCGCUCUGCUGAGUCGAUAUGCAUACAAAACAGAUCCAGAUGUCGGAGUGUUAGUAAUUAAAGCCUAAAGGAGCGGCUACAAAGCCUCUGCUCGUUUUACAUCUUUUCUUUUUUGUCAAAGCCCCACGGCUGAAUGCUUGAUGUAUUACACCCCAUCAAAGAAAAAUGCCAGGCUUUCUAAAACUGUGAAGUAUCUUUCUUAAAUGAAUGUAUUUUUAAAGACGUCCGCUCCAAAUGUGAGUGUGUGCGUGUGUGUGUGUGUGGUGUCUAUGGAGGACGUGUGGUUAGCUGACCUACCUAAUAGAUAAGGUGACCUACAUGUUCUGAGGGAUGCGCUCUCUCGAUUUCUCUCUCUUCUUUCAAUCUCUCUAUUUUAGUCAAUUGAGAUCUGUCUCCGUCUCUUAAUCUCUCUCUCGUAGCUGUAGCCCCAGAUUUCUCCCAGAACAUGCUGAAGCCCCAGACCCUGGCCAGGCAGGGGGGUGACGUUCUGAUUGAGUGCAGGCCUAAGAUGUCUCCACAUGGGAUGAUCUCCUGGAGGAAGGGGAAAGAAGCACUCCGAGAGAGCCACAGGUAUGGUGGAAAGCUGGGACAGGAUUGAGAAGGGGCAUUCACAAACCUGGAUUCAAAUUGUACUUAAUACAAAUACUUUUUAGCAUUUACUUCAGCCUGUCUGGAGUGCCAGAUGGGUAUUGUUUGCGAUUUUGGGACUAUUUCAUUGGAUCCAUCGCACUAAGCAGAAUCAGUCAAGCACGCUAAAGUAUUUGAAAGGUUUAAAAUACUAUUUGAACCCAGGUCUGAUGCCCAUACUUUCUGAGAAAUGCAGUUGUUGACACUGUCAUUAUUUUACAGGAUGCUUUGUAUCAGUUCAGUGUUUUUCAUACCAGUGACUGGCAAACUAUGGUCCCUCAUCUUGUGUCAGGGCUAGCUAUGAUUUUUCCUCCUUGAGGGACCACUUGCAAAACAACUACCAAUGUAGCGGUUACUAAAUUAGUGUCAGUUAACCAUCUGGGACCAGGGACUGGUAAGCAACAUCCCACAGACCGACACAGGCCCACGGACUGGAGAUUGAGAAACACUGCCGUAGUAGUUCUUAGGGAUGCAUACAAACACUUCUAAGUACAAAGCCAUUUGGUGCCACACAGUUACCAAUGUUGAAUUACUUUUGAUGAGUUAACAUGAGAUUAGAGUCCUGUAGAAUUACUGAUAUAUUUUCUAAUCUUCUUUCAUUUCCCCUUCUCCGCUACUCUACUACGCUGUCUUGGGCUUUGUGUGGAACUGAUUUCCUAGUGUUUACUUAAGGUAAUUGGGACUUUCUAGUCUUUGGCACACAAAUCGAUCCAUUGAUCCAUCAGCUCAUUACCACUGGGUUGGUCAAGUGAGAGGAUUGUUAGAGCUGAAUGUAUGAGCCAGGAAUUGAGACACCAGGGUAGUGGAUGAAAUCUCAAGCAGCGAUGAUCAAUCAUCGGUGGAUUUACAACUUUAGCUAGACAUCCCCUUUGUGGUAUAAUGGCACUGGGUGAACUGGCUAACAACCUAAUUCCAUUACUGUAGAUCUGGGUGUAAUACCUCUGGCACUACAGGUAGAGCAACAAUGGAAAAGGCUGGAAAAGCUCUCUUUCUCUACACCACAGUGCCAUUGGUCAAAGUAAUGUUGUAUGAAUUGUGCAAAAACUAUCAGAAUCACAGGUUUUAUAAAUUCACUGUAGUGGUGAUGUCUUAGUUUUUAUUGAUCUUUGGCCUUUUUCAUUGAUAGGCGCUAUAAAUGUGGCAUGGUUCAGCAUGGUCAUGCAAAGAACGGCUCAUAAUAAUGUCCGGAACGGCGCUAAUGGAAUGGCAUCAAACGCCUGGGAACAAUGUGUUUGAUGUAUUUGAUACCAUUCCACUGAUUCCGCUCCAGUCAUUACCACAAGCCCAUUCUCCCCAAUUUAGGUGCCACCAACCUCCUGUGAUUCACACGUGCACCCACAUGCACGCACGCACCGUAAUUCAGGUAGUACAACAUUGGCCUUGGGCAGAGUUCCUACAAUACAUUAAAUAUGGCCACUAAUUAUGUGUGCGCUAGUCUCAUAUUAGCUGCUAUAACUCAGACAGCCUAGAUAAGGCUCUAUUUACUGGUUUUACUGUAGAGAUAGUGACCCAACGGGAUGACAACGGAAUACUGUUCACCUUACAUAUUUGACUGUUCAUUCAGAUACACCGAUUAGAAUAGAGAGUGACAGGGACAGGCGAAAGAGGAAUGAACUGUCAGAAGAGGUUUAUCUGGGAAUCAAAUCCCCAGGGGCCAUGUGUGGUCCAGAGGUGGCACUGACCUCCGGCAUGAGAUGAGAGAACAUUGAAAAUAAUCACACAGUAGCAAUCUAACCUUCCCUAGCAGUAUAUAAAUAAUUCUAUCCACCACACAUAAUUAUCUAAGUCUGCUAUAGAUUUACUUCAAUGUAGCCUGGUAGCAGAUCAGUUUGUUCAGUAGCCAGCUCCUCUGUCAUGCUCGUUGUCAUACCAAGAAAAUAAGGUAUGGCACAACAACAAAUACAGAGGAUUUGGCAACAGCACAUAAUCCAUUUUUUACAAGGCUGAUGUCAACGUUACCUUGUGCUAUGUUAUUCACCUCUGGUUGACCUACUGUAUAGCUUUAAUUGUUGUAACCAAUACUCAUACAUUUUCCAUAUUGCUUGUAGUUUUGCUUUUUAGGCACUUUGUUAUUUUUUCUGUUAUGAAAACCGCUAUAGAAAUUACACAAAUUAUUGCUAUUGUUAUUAUUAUCUUCACUGCAAUAGCAUCUUCAUUUGCAAAGAGGAACGCCGAACGGGAGACAUUACAACAUGGGCACAUCUGCCGGUGCAUGUGAAGAAUCAGUGGGGGUCUGCAUUUCUUAUUUGAUCUGGGAUUAAUUGUAUUAACUGCCUCAGCAGCUUUUGUGCUGCAUCUCCUGGAUAUCCAUCCGCAGGCCUGGAAGUCUCACCUCCCUCUGCCAACAUUAUUGGGAAGGACCAGAGGUGAUGUACCAGGUGGAGCCAGGCUGCUUUGAAGAAAUAGCAGGGUUGAUACAUCUCGCUCAGGAACAAGAAAGAGGUGCUAUUGUUUGAACUGGCUUCUAGCAGUAAUAUCAUUCCAAAGAUUGAGUGUGAGGUGUGUCAAAAUUCCACUCGUAUUUUGCUAUGGUAAUGCUUCAGUAAUGCUCCUAAAAAUGAAUUUGGACAAUAUUUAUUUAUUUCUGUACAGAUAUAUUCCUGGUGUGAACAAUUUUAAUCUGCUCAGGGAUCAAAUCAACUACACCUAAGAAAUAUUUGAUUCAAAAAGGAAAUAUCCUAGAGUAGAGAUGUGUAUAGAAAAAGUUGUUGGCUAGGGUUAUAGCUGCAUCUUUCACAAACCAAUUUCCCCUGUUUGUCUCUUAAGGAUUCUUCACCUCUUUAUCCAGAUAGGACUGCACCACUGCUACUACAGGAGUGCAACACUACUAAUCUAUCUCACUGUCCUAACACUGAUACUUAUUUAUAAUCUUCAUGGUAUUAUUAUGUGUUGAUGCUCUGGGCCAGAGGAGAGCAAACGUACCAAGAACAAGUUGGGGUGGUGAUUGUUUAAUCAAGUCAUGCAGCGGUGGCACUGAGCAUCGCAUGCACGUCUUAAACAGGAUUUGUGUGUGUACUUAUGCUGGGGCUAUGACAUUAACCGCAAUGGCUUACAAGUAAUUCAAUUUCAAUGCUGACCAAAUGGAAAGGACAAAACUCACAAAAUAGCUUUAUAAAAUUGGAAUUUGGAAUUAGACCUCUACAGUAUGUUAUAUUAAACAGCACACGUUGUUGCUUGAAAAAAUAUAUAAUCCAUCUGUAAGCCUCUCAACCAAACAGACUGCAAUACGUUCCUAAAGAGUCUCUAAAACUGAGGAAGAGAGUGUAAUGUUUGUAUCGCAAUGAGGAGAUGAAAACUCUACAAUUUGAUGUUUCGUACAUACCCCAUAUCAGCACAACAAAAGUCUUGUAGAAAGACUACAAUUAAUGGUUUUCUCUUUCCAAUGCUUUUUGAGGUUUGUGUAUUCACAUUAUUUAAUUAUUAGAUUUAUUUCAUGUAGCUGAUAGCCAUGGCCUACAUAGUGCUCUGGAGUGUGGUAUGCCCUGGAGUUUCUGCCAAUUAUGUAUACAAACCCUGGGAUGGCUGAUGCUAUGUAUUUGCCAAUGAGAGGCUUUGAAGCCACCUCCGCCAUAUUGGUGGUAUUCAGAAGGAGCAGUCCUCCAUAGGAAUGAAUGGAAUUCUACAGUAUUUCAAUUAAAUGUUUGAAUACAAAAUUUGAUGUAUUUAAGUAUUUCUUUGUUGUAGUGGGGACAGUAACAUUAGUACGCUCAAGAAAUUAUACUUUAAGGGGCAUAGUGUUUUUUAUUUUAUUUUUUAUGUUCAGUUCACAUAAUACAUUUAAAAGUAUGCAUUAAGGUGUGUGUAAUAGAAUAUACUUGGCAAAAACUAAUUUCUAUAGCUUCCAAUAUAAAAACAUUUAAAUGGUGGAGGAGUACAAAAAUGGCUGCGCAGUGGCUUCAAAACAGUGCACCCCUGGCAGUCAUCUAGGGUAUAUAUACAUAAUUGGUUGUUACCCACUUUAACGUGUUUCCCCAAGUCAAUUGAAUAAUUCCCCUUGGUUUGUUCUGAGAAUGACUGCUUGCUGCUUACAUCCUUGGAAUUGAUACAUACUGCCCUUAACUCUUCAAGCCAGGGUCUGUAUCUUUAUCACCAUCCAAUAACAGAGAGAAAAAAUUGUAUUUGUCCCUAAACUGUGAUUUUUGUCCGAAUUUCACAACGGCCCCCAUACACCUUAAUUAUAACACAGUAUUCCGUUGUCAUACACCGUAAAUGUAAAUAUGGGCUGCAUCUUUAUAUUCUAUUCCCGCUUUGAAAGAUAAGGAGGAAGUCUGUGCAGUGAAAUCUCAUAUCCAUAACUCUUUAUUAUGGUCCAUUUCAUUGGAAGCCCUCUGAUAAAGUUAGAAGAAAUGCUUCCCUCUCCCGGGGGCCUAGUUAUAGAAAUGGACUAAUGCCAUGUGAUUCUGGUGAGCUUAGCAGGUCAUAUUUGGUUGUUUGGGAAGAGAUAGCUAUCCUGUAUGCUAAGGGGUAUCUUUUAGGGAGCCGUAAUGUAGCUUCAUUUCCUUUUAAAGCUUUUUUAAUGUGCAUAGGGCAUUGGUUAGCCUCAUCACACCCUCUUGAGCAGUUUUGAUGAUGAGAGAGCCGCUUAGAGCAGGGAUGUGCAGGGAUCUGCAUUUUUACGACUUACUUAUUGAUUAAUAGCGGACGGUAUUAUCAGAAUAUGAAAAUAACGCCAGUGCUAGUUCAGAUGGUUGGGUCGGAAUCUAUCACUUAAUUCAACUCAGCAACUUGCUUAUGUUCACAUGGCAACCAUGAUGUGCUAUGAAUAUACUUGAUAUACUAUAUAUUUAGUGUUUACACAGGAAAUCUUCUGCAAUUUACACAUUAUAGAUCACACGUCAUCUGCCUUGCCAUUUAGUUAUUUGUAUCAAUCAUUUUUAUUCUGCAUUAAGUUAUUGGUUAAUUUCUUUAAUCAUCAGUAUGGUUACUAUCUAAGAUGAGUUCAAUUAGUUUUAAACAAACUACAACUUCAUAAGCCUUUCAUUACAUAUCACUCUGACCAACAGAUGUGUGGCUUUAGAUCGGUGGCACCAGUGUUUAUACAAAAGCUUUAAACGUAGUGAUAUGACAGUGCUACAAGCAGAUAUUGCAGAUGAGGACGUUUCAAGCUCUUGCACUCACACAGAAAAAAGAUGUGCAUGUGCACGUGUGUGCGUCACGCAACAUGUUAGCUGCUGGACCAAAACAGCAGAGACUUUUGGCCUCGCGAUUCACAUUCUUAGUUAUUGCGUGAGUCGGCCCGAUAUUGCUGUUUACUUGGUGCAUGGCUGACUCUACCUUUAACUAUGGGCUGUUGUCAUGGUACCUGAUGGUCAAGGGCAGGGGUGCACAGCUCCAGUCUGAGCCACAGCAGCAGUACCACUGGUUCUCUUUUCUUAAUUGAUCAAUAAAACAUCUCACUGUUCUGACUACUAGACAGAGUCCACACAAUAUCAGACAGAGUCCACACAACUGGUCUAUUGAAAUCGAUUAUUCAAUGACAAGGCUGAUAUAACCAGCAGAAACUGCAGCCGUUGAGGUCUGGAUCUGUGAAGAGAACAGAAUGGUUUCACUCCUCACUGAAGAUUUAGAACAAUGUUUAAAAUAAUAGUUUCAAUGCAGGUGAAAUAGUCACAAUGGUCACAAAUGGUACUUCUUUUUUAUUUAUUUUUACCCACUCCUCAAUAAUAGCAUUCUCAAACCUUCAGAAACAGGCCUUAGGUAGAUGACAGUUUCUGUGGCAAGAUAUUGACAUUCAUUAUUUGUAUUCAUUUCUAGAGUCUCAGUGUUGGACAAUGGAAGUCUUCGAAUAGCAAACGUUACCAAAAUGGAUGCCGGCCUCUACACCUGUGUGGCAAGGAACCAGUUUGGAGUGGCAAGCAGUGCUGGGAGUCUUUUGGUUAAAGGUAUCUCUACUUCCACUCCUUGA